Cicer arietinum (chickpea) is the source of this 1329-nucleotide messenger RNA. RefSeq lists its product as uncharacterized. Lineage: Eukaryota; Viridiplantae; Streptophyta; Magnoliopsida; Fabales; Fabaceae. The record is from RefSeq and is a predicted model, not a curated record. Gene Ontology annotation, molecular function: oxidoreductase activity, acting on NAD(P)H; NADPH binding.
UAAGAAUGGAAGGUCGCAAUAUAGUGACUUAAAUUGUACCAUUUCACAAUCACGACACACUCCUACAAAGAGGUGAUUAUUGUUUUGCUCUGAGAGUGUGUUUCAGAGAGAUAAAAGAAGCAAAGUGGUGAAACAAGCAACAGUGCCACAAUUCAAAGAAGAAGAAAAAAGAUGAAAGCUAUUGUAAUAACGACACCAGGUGGACCUGAAGUGUUACAACUGCAAGAGGUUGAAGACCCUCAACUCAGAGACGAUGAAGUUCUCAUCCGAGUCCAUGCUACUGCCCUUAACAGAGCCGAUACCCUUCAGAGGAAAGGCUCUUACCCUCCCCCUAAAGGUGCUAGCCCUUACCCAGGUCUUGAAUGUUCUGGAACUAUUGAAUCCCUUGGUAAAAACGUUUCCAAGUGGAAAAUUGGCGAUCAGGUAUGUGCUCUUCUAGCUGGAGGUGGAUAUGCUGAGAAAGUAGCUGUUCCUGAGGGACAAGUUCUUCCAGUUCCACCAGGGGUUUCUCUGAAGGAUGCUACUAGUUUUCCUGAGGUUGCAUGUACUGUAUGGUCAACUAUUUUUAUGAUGAGCCGGUUAUCUCAUGGGGAAACCUUGUUGAUUCAUGGAGGUUCAAGUGGAAUUGGUACAUUUGCAAUUCAGAUAGCUAAGUACCGAGGAUCAAGAGUAUUUGUUACCGCAGGUAGUGAGGAGAAACUAGCUUUUUGCAAGAGUAUUGGAGCUGAUGUUGGUAUCAAUUACAAAACCGAGGACUUUGUUGCAAGAGUAAAGGAAGAAACUGGUGGUCAAGGUGUUGAUGUUAUUCUUGAUUGUAUGGGAGCAUCGUACUAUCAAAGAAAUCUUGAUAGCUUAAAUUUUGAUGGAAGGCUUUUUAUUAUUGGCUUUCAAGGGGGUGUUUCUACCGAGGUAGAUCUACGUGCUUUACUUGGCAAGCGUCUCACUGUACAAGGGGCUGGCUUGCGUAGUAGAAGUCCAGAAAAUAAAGCUUUGAUCGUUGAUGAAGUGGCGAAGAAUGUUUGGCCUGCAAUUGCGGAAGGAAAGGUUAAGCCUGUGGUCUACAAAUCUUUCCCUCUUUCUGAAGCUGCAGAGGCUCACCGGCUUAUGGAGAGCAGUCAGCAUAUUGGGAAGAUAUUGCUUCUGCCAUGAAAACCGUGGCAAAUACUCGAAGUACACGACACAACGUACUGUUUGAUCAUUUGAGUUUGGACUUUUGUGUGUUGUGACCUCAGGAUUAAAUAAAGUUGUGGUUUACUAUUAUAGCUAAAUGUUUUAUGAAUUGUGUACUGGUGAUAUCAUAUUUUAACUUCUUUAAUGCUUUAAUGAAAA